GAACGCCCAGCAACGGAGAAAGCGACGCCCCAAAGGCAAAACAAGACGUAAAAAAGCCCGGGAGGCAAAAUGGAGACGAAGCAGGUAAGAGCAGGAACGGCUCGUUAUUCCCCUCGUGUUGUCGUGGACGUCAGCCAGUCAUGCCCGGUUGACAAGGUCGCAUUGAAAAAGAUGUCCACCCCGAGGAACCGCGCCCGCGGAAGAAGAAGGGCGGAAGCAUGGAUGAUAAUCCUAAGGCCACGAGUGAAAUCAAGACGAACCCCAAGAAGGACGAGGAAAAUGAUGAAAAGCGGAGAGGCGAGCCGGAGCUAACUUGACUAAGCACUUGUUCGGGGAGGCUUUCAAGACUACCACAAUGACUGCAGGGUCGAUCACAGGAUGCCUGCACCGCGCCACGAAGCUGAGCGUAGCCCAGACCAAGAUCGUCGCGGAACGCAUCAAUGAGGCGGUCCACAUCAUGAGCCAAACUCGUAUUCUCGUGUUUAAAGCGCUUGAACUUUUUCUCUACAAGGAGGUCAGAGCCGCCACCAUAUCCAAUUCAGAUCAAGCGCGCUCAACACCAGACCAGAACUUGGGUAUUGAUGAAGCAAAUGGAUCAGGAAUCCAGGAGGAAGUCCGCACUGCCACUGCAUGCAACCCAGAACAAGCGCGCCCGGCACCAGAACAUAAUAUGGACAUUGAUGUCAAUCAAGCGAGUGUUCCGGAAGUCCAGCACAAGGAGGACAAGAAUGCGGACCCACUUGAUCUCAUUCUGCACAAGGCAUAUGGAGAAACUAUCACCAGAAAUCUGAUCUCUUUGAUUCUGAAUGGUCCAGUAGCGCCCCGCGGGAGACCACCUAAAGACUCAGUGGCAAUUCAGGCGAAAACAAUUGCGCGCUCGAUUUAUGACGAUUUCCAGAGCGUUCUUUCAUAUUGCGCACUGACAAAGGACUGCCAAGAUAUACCCCUGAGUGUCAUCCAGGCGGAACUGGCGGUGGAGGUCCGGACCGCGGUUCGGGAACAUUUCCAGAGACUGCCCAAGUUCAUCGUGGAUAAGCUGAAGCGUGCUCGUUUAUUCACGGAUGAUAUUCCUCCAGUUGAGGAUGACGAGAGCUCCGACGGCGAUAAACAGAAAGACGAGAUGUCAUUUAAGAAGGGGUACAUCCAAACUUGGUGGAGGUACUUUCUCCGUAUGCCGUCGGAGUUGCGUCCUAUUUUCUGUUCAGUGUCGAAGUUGGGAGACUCUUUCAUCUUGUGCUCUGAGGCUGCCAUUCUUUCACUUCUUUGGGGCAAUUCAAAUUCAAAGACGCACCCUACGCGGCAUAUCAUGGAAUCUCAAGUCUGCUCUUCCGAGACGGCCCACGAACUUGCAUCAGAGAAAUAUGGGGAGCUUUUCCGACUACUGUUUAUCGGAGACAAGGUCGAGAUCAAGGCGGAUCCCCUCAAGAACCAGACUUCAUAUGGCAAGAAAACAACGACCAUGAACCGAUUGCUGAAGGACCAUCCAAACACAUACGGCCAAGCUGCACUCGAUGGGUACAUGAAGAGGGUCUUUGCAAAUCACAAGGCUAGGAAGCAAGCAGCUGCCGAAGGCACGGAGUCCCCCGUGCCCCCCGACCUCCCAAUCAUCCAAAUUAAGGCGCGGAUCCCGGAGAUUACAUCGCGAUUUCCUAACAAAGGAUCUCUCGCAAAGGCUUUCGAUCAAGGCCUCCAGAAUGUUGUGGGGGUGAGGGUGGACCCCGGUGAAGUAAUUUCAGCAUCAUUUUGUGCGCUGGACCCCCGAAAACCGAACCAAGUCACGAACCUGCCUAUCAGACGCUCCGCUCUCUACAGUCCCAACUUGUCAUUCAGAGCCGCGCUGGAGACCAAAAAACGCGAACGGGCCACUGUCACAAUCAAAGACGAUGCAGAAUUGAGUGGGUACACAUGCGGGACGCCUAUCAUAUCGGAAUUGGAAGCCUCGCUGCCGUCGUCGUCGUUCGUAAGCAUGGAAGAACGCCGGCACGGCCUCCGACAGUUCAGCUAUGUCCUACAACCAUUUCGCGAUUUUUACGGAUCCCGUUCGAUGAAAAAAAAGCUGUGGGAGCUCAAAAAGGCAAGCCGGGCAGAGAAGGAUCAUGCCGUGCAUGGGACAUUGCGAACUGUGGACCCACAAGGCGGGAUGCAUACUGGGCCAACGAGACCGGCGAUGUUUGUAUACGGGUCAGGAAACUUCAACACUCAUACCAGGCUGGCAUCGCUACACGAGAGUUUCAAGGGGCAAACAGCCUCGGGUACACCGUCGUUUGUUCGGAUGAGUAUCUCACGUCAUCGAAAUGCCCAAGCUGUGUACGACAAAUCAACGACCGAAGAAUGGCAAAGCCAGCGAAUCGGGCGUCCGUCUGUCUUGAGGAUGGGUGCCAGAGAUGGCUAGACAGGGACUGCGUGGGCGCUCAGAAUUUGGCUAAUAUUGGCCUCGAAUGGAUCAGUAGCCUGUCUCGCCUAGAGCCCCUUCGCCGACCCAGCAAGAAUAACUGUACUGGCCGUAUCAGUUAAACUUUAUCCUAGGUGGUUGUCUCUCUUUCCAGUUGAAACGGUCUAAGGGAUAGUGUUUAUUACGAGAGAUGGUUCUUACCCGUGUGAAUAGAACAGUAGUGUGGAGGAUCAAAGGCGCGGCGUUGCGAUAAUAAAAAGUAUAAAAAUGUACAAUGAAGAUGUGUCGAAUGUGGUAGCAGUACGGUGCUAGCUGGGCGAUAAAGAGGGGUUUUGUUUGUUUGCUUGUUUGUUUUGCAAAAAUGAAUAUAUACAAUGAAUGAGGGAUGAUGGGAGACAGAUGCGAGCUGGUUUUUUUUUUUUUUUUUUUUUUUUUU
Gamsiella multidivaricata is the source of this 2828-nucleotide messenger RNA. RefSeq lists its product as uncharacterized. The record is from RefSeq and is a predicted model, not a curated record. Bases 356 to 2392 code for a protein of 678 amino acids. NCBI's taxonomy places the organism in Eukaryota, Fungi, Mortierellomycota, Mortierellomycetes, Mortierellales, Mortierellaceae. The transcript is spliced from 5 exons.